Molecule: messenger RNA, 2646 nt
Organism: Colletotrichum higginsianum IMI 349063
Lineage: Eukaryota; Fungi; Ascomycota; Sordariomycetes; Glomerellales; Glomerellaceae
Product: Vacuolar protein sorting-associated protein 35
Exons: 4
Coding region: 1-2646 (881 amino acids)
Biological process (GO): intracellular protein transport; retrograde transport, endosome to Golgi
Cellular component (GO): retromer, cargo-selective complex; retromer complex; late endosome
Source: RefSeq, a predicted model, not a curated record
AUGUCUGCGACUCCCGUACCGCCCGAAGACCAGGCGCGCCUCUUAGAGGAUGCUCUGGUCGCGGUACGCCAGCAGACCGCUCUGAUGCGGAAAUGCCUCGACACUCCGGGCAAGCUCAUGGAUGCUCUUAAGUGCUGUCUCGGCCCCAAACAAUACUACGAGCUCUACAUGGCCGUCUUCGACGCCCUGCGAUACCUCUCCGUCCACCUCCGAGAGAACCAUCCCGUCAAUCACCUCGCCGACCUGUACGAGCUCGUCCAAUAUGCCGGCAAUAUCGUUCCGCGUCUGUAUCUGAUGAUCACCGUCGGCACUGCUUACAUGUCUAUCCCCGACGCGCCUGUCAAGGAGCUCAUGAAGGACAUGAUGGAUAUGAGCAGAGGUGUACAGCAUCCCAUCCGCGGACUGUUCCUCCGAUACUACCUGUCAGGUCAGGCCAGAGACUACCUCCCCACUGGUGACGGCGACGGCCCCGAGGGCAACCUGUCCGAUUCGAUCAACUUCAUCCUCACCAAUUUCGUCGAGAUGAACAAGCUCUGGGUGCGCCUGCAGCACCAGGGCCACUCCCGCGAGCGCGAACAGCGAACGAGGGAAAGAAAAGAGCUGCAGCUCCUGGUCGGCAGCAACAUUGUGCGCCUCAGCCAGCUGGUCGACCUCGAGACGUACAAGUCGGGCAUCCUUGCGCCCCUGCUUGAGCAGGUCGUGCAAUGUCGCGACGUUCUAGCCCAGGAGUAUCUCCUGGAGGUCAUCACCCAGGUCUUCCCCGACGACUUCCACCUCCACACCCUCGACCAAUUCCUCGGCGCCGUCUCCCGCUUGAACCCGCACGUGAACGUCAAAGCUAUCGUCAUUGGGUUGAUGGAUCGUCUGUCCGAUUACGCAGAGCGCGAGUCCAAGGACGAAACCGAGGGCGACCGAGCCAAGCUGGAGGAAGAGGCACUGGCAGCCUUGUUGGAAAAGACCAGCUUGAAGAACGAAGGUCGUGGCGCGUCCUCUGCGCCAGGGGGACACCCGGACGCCAACGACGAGCCCGGACAAGCCGCCGAUCUCAGCCUCAACGGUGUUAACCCGACCAGCGAGAACGAAGCCCGCGCGGCAGAGGACCUCCCGCCCCCGGAGGAGCCGACCCCCUCGAUCGCAGACACGGACGCUACUGCUGUCAACGGCGAAGGGGUCGCGCCGGAGAAGGGCAUCCCGGAGAACGUUCAGCUCUACGAGAUCUUCUUCAGCCAAGUCAAGAACCUGGUCGAGGCGCAGCACCUCCCCAUCCAGGACACGAUAGCCCUGCUCUGCUCGCUGACGAAUCUGGCUCUCAACAUCUACCCCGAACGCCUGGACUUCGUCAACCAGAUUCUCGACUACGCAACCAUCAAGGUCAGGGAGAACGCAAACAACGCCGAUCUGCACUCGCCCCCAGCCCAGCACAGCCUUUUAGCCCUGCUCCAGGCACCCCUCAACCGAUACCUUUCCAUCUUCACCGCCCUCUCCCUCCCCACCUACGUCCCCCUCUUCCAGUCCCAGUCGUAUCCGACGCGCCGUGCCGUCGCCGGCGAGGUGGCCCGCACCCUUCUCCGGGACCAAACUCGCAUCUCGACCCCGAACCAGCUGGAGAACGUUUUGGAGGUGCUCAAGGUGCUCAUUAAGGAGGGCUCCCAGGCGUCCUCCAACUAUCCCGGUGUCGCGCAGCGCCGGGCCGUCGAGACGGACGAGACGAUGGAGGAACAGGGCUGGCUGGCCAGGAUCGUCCACCUCGUCGAUGGCGAAGACAACGACACACAGUUCCGCCUGCUGCAGAUGACUCGCAAGGCGUACUCGGAAGGCAACGAGAGGAUCCGUACGACGACGCCCCCGCUCAUCACCGCCUGCAUGAAGCUCGCAAGACGUUUCAAGGCACGCGAGCACUACGAGGAUAACUGGGAGACGCAGAGCAACGCGCUGUUCAAGUUCAUGCACUCCGCCCUCAGCACCCUGUAUACUCGUGUCAACGGGGCCGGCGCGGCCGAGCUGGCCUUGCGCCUGUUCUGCGCAUCCGGCCAGACGGCCGACAUGGCGGGCUUCGAGGAGGUGGCCUACGAGUUCUUUGCCCAGGCGUUCACCGUCUACGAGGAGGCGAUUUCGGAUUCAAAGGCACAGUUCCAAGCCGUCUGCGUCAUUGCGACGGCACUGCACCAGACGAGGAACUUUGGCAAGGAGAACUACGACACGCUCAUCACCAAGUGCGCCCAGCACGGCAGCAAGCUGCUGCGGAAGCCCGACCAGUGCCGCGCCGUCUACCUCGCCAGCCACCUGUGGUGGGCCACGCCGAUGGCCGUCUACGGAGAAACGGACGAGACUGGCUUGUACCGGGACGGCAAGCGGGUGCUCGAGUGUCUCCAGCGAGCGCUGCGCGUCGCCGACUCUUGCAUGGAGACGGCGACGUCGAUCGAGCUCUUUGUCGAGAUCCUGGACCGAUACGUCUACUACUUUGACCAACAAAACGCGGCGGUCACGACCAAGUAUCUCAACGGCCUCAUCGAGCUCAUCCACUCCAACCUCGCCGGAAACCAGCAGGACUCGGCCUCGGUCGAGAACAGCAAGCGCCACUUCUACCAUAUUCUCGAGAGCAUCAAGGGGCGGCAGUACGAGGGCGUCGUUCUCUACCCGAAAUGA